GUGUCUGCGCUCACACGUCAUCUCCCCGCGACCUCUGAAACCUCCACAUGUAAACAUCUCACGUCUUUUCGGACGAUUUGGCUCAAAUGGCGCCGACAGAUCGGAAAACGAGGAGCAACAAGUUUACAGGGAAAGAUGGAAACUGGAAUAAGUCGAACAGUAACGUGCAGGGGGCGAAGAAGAAGAAAUGGACCCCGGAUCACAAAGUGUUCGAAGGCAGCGUUAGUGAAGGUCAAGGGUUUGCCUUCAAGAGGAAGGAGAAAGUCCGACACGAGUACAACAAGCUGCUGCGGAAGGAGAAGAGGAGGAACCCUGAGUCCAAGGAGCUGUACCAGGAGGAGUAUCCAGAACACCUCCGGCAUCUGUACCAGGCCGAGGCACAGAAACUCAAACAGGAGGCCUGGACCAACAGGGUGAACAGGAGCAAGCUGAGGGUGAGGAGGAAGGAGACAGACGAAGAAGAAGAAACAGAUGAAGGUGAUGGUGAUGAUGAAAAAGAGCCGGAAGCUGCAGAUCCAGAUCCAGAAGUGACAGGUGGAACUGAGCCGACAGGUUCUGUGACUGGGGACGCUGAUCCGUCUGCAGCCGCAGAGAAAGAGAGUCUCCCAAUGAGCAACCGCAUGAGGAAGAAAAUGCAGAAGAAGACGUCGUACCAGAAGACAAAAGAGGAGUUUGAGACAAUCAAAGAAAAGCAGAGGCAGAAGAAAGGGGAGUUCUUGAAGAACAAGCAGCAGAGAGAAGAAGCCAUUCAAAAGUACAAACAGAAAAAGCUGGAGACAUUUCAGAUACUGAGCAAGAAGACAAAGAAGGGGCAGCCGAAUCUGAACCUGCAGAUGGAGUAUUUGCUUCAGAAGAUCCAGAGAACUGAUAAAUGAACCUGGGAACAAUUCAACUGAAGAGCGGACCUUUCCUGAAUCUGUCUGUUUUAAAAACAAGGAUUCUUCCACUCAUGCCUCACACGUCGAGUGAUAAUCUGAGACUGAUUUACUGUUUUGUGCUUUUUCUGUUUUAUUUUGCAGUAUUUUGCCCCAGACAAUGCUGAGGCCUAUUUUAUUCCCAGACCACAAGAUGGCGUUGUAAUACAUAAACAGAUGGAAAAACCUGCUUGUGUCAGACAUUCAUUACAUUCAUGAGGUCUCCAGCUCCAAUCAGCAGCGAGGUUAACCUGACACCUGAUUGCAUGAAUAUGUUCUGGUUCGAGAUGCGACUGCGACAUCUAGAGGUUGAUGAAUAUCAUUUAUUUAACCUUUUACCAUAGACUGAAUAUUUAGACGGGCAACAUGACUGCUCGCAAAAGUGAAUAUGUGUUGAUCGCCACUUGUCAUAAGCCUCCUCUAUGUUAUUGAAUCAAACUUUCAAAAUAUUUUUUCUGAAACGUGGUGUAGAUCAUUUUCUGGAUGUGGAGAAGCGUCGUCCAUCUUUAUUUACAGUGUAUGACUGCAAUCAAUAAAUGUUUGAGUUAC
Limanda limanda (common dab) is the source of this 1463-nucleotide messenger RNA. RefSeq names its product coiled-coil domain containing 59 (gene ccdc59). The coding region runs from base 87 to 875 and encodes 262 amino acids. NCBI's taxonomy places the organism in Eukaryota, Metazoa, Chordata, Actinopteri, Pleuronectiformes, Pleuronectidae. The transcript has 4 exons. The record is from RefSeq and is a predicted model, not a curated record. Gene Ontology annotation, cellular component: nucleus.